AUGUGCGUGCUAUAUGCACAGCACCUACGCUACUUUGCGAGUAGCGUCACGGAAAACCCUGUUGUUGAGCACACGCUCAUUAACGUGUUCAUCUGCGGCCUUGUAGAUGGGCCGGUGAAGACGUACAUGUACCAAGAGGACUACCAUACGUUGGAAAAGGCGAUAGCGUAUGCGGAACAAGAAGAAUCUAGCCUGAGACAGUGUCAGGCUAGCGCGUCAAACCAUCGUCCAACGAGACGACAGGAAACAGGAGGUCCCGAGCCGAUGGACCUCUGUUACAUUGAGAGCGAGAACUCUCGCUCUCUUGAGUCACAAGCGAACGGCAAGAUGCCAUCGCUGUCAGAAGAUUGGACACUACGCACAUAUGCGUAG
Molecule: messenger RNA, 372 nt
Organism: Peronospora matthiolae
Lineage: Eukaryota; Oomycota; Peronosporomycetes; Peronosporales; Peronosporaceae
Source: the annotation of a GenBank genome assembly